This is a messenger RNA of Lontra canadensis (Northern American river otter), 809 nucleotides long. It is a transcript of the gene CUNH11orf97, whose product is annotated as chromosome unknown C11orf97 homolog. The transcript is spliced from 5 exons. Bases 18 to 422 code for a protein of 134 amino acids. The record is from RefSeq and is a predicted model, not a curated record. Gene Ontology annotation, cellular component: ciliary base. Lineage: Eukaryota; Metazoa; Chordata; Mammalia; Carnivora; Mustelidae.
AGCAAGGCCCCCGAGGCAUGAGGCGGGAGGAAGCUGCGGUGGUGACCGCGGUGGCGGCGCCGGAGGCGGGCCGCGACGGGGAGCAGCCUCUGCAGCCCGCGGGGCUGGGGCGCGGGGCGCGCGGGGAGCCCGGCGGCGGCAGCGGCGGCGGCGGCGGGGUUGGCCUCCAGGACUCCUGCGGACACUGGAAGAAAUUCUUGUAUUCUGAGCCACAUAAGAGAAUUAAGGAAGUAUUAGAAGAAGAACUUUAUAUUAAAAGAGAUGAAUGCCACAUUAAAAAUCCACCUGCAGUGGCCCUGGAAGGGAUUUGGAGCAUUAAAAGGAAUCUCCCAGUGGGAGGCUUGAAGCUGGGACCGCCGAGCAGAAACAGUUUGCUGCCGCAAGCCAAGUUCUAUUCAAGGCACGGAGGGCUGAGAAGAUAAGAUGAAUACGUUUUUUUCCAUCAAGAAGACACUUCCUCCACCUGAUGUCUGAAAAACAGAACCCAAGCUUGUUUCACAGUUUAAGAUGUAUAAAAAAAUCUAUAUUCUUAUUGUUGGUAAUUAAUUCCAAUCUAUAAAUUAAUCCAAGGCAAGGAAAGACUAGUGGCAAAAUUUGCUAAGCAUCUGGAAACAAUGAAGAAGAAUAUUAUACUUACCUUUAGUUGGCACAUUUGAAAUACACUGGGUUUCUAGUUAGGUUAUUUUAUUAAAUAUGUGAAACAUGAUAAAAAUGAAGGCAUGUUUAUUGAGUCUUUACUUGAAGGUAAGCAUUAUAAACCUUAACCCUUCACUAUAGUAUAAUUAUGCUCAUCCAUUGAAAAAAUAAAG